Messenger RNA from Paramisgurnus dabryanus, 2405 nucleotides. RefSeq lists its product as uncharacterized. NCBI's taxonomy places the organism in Eukaryota, Metazoa, Chordata, Actinopteri, Cypriniformes, Cobitidae. The record is from RefSeq and is a predicted model, not a curated record.
CCAAAGUGUUAAGGUACUUGGAAGAGAGCUUGCACCAUCUUUUCAGCCACCAUCUGUCUAUACUGGUGAACUCAUAGGUAUAGAUUACCUGUACCGUCAAACAGGGCAGGCCUUACAGGAUUUGGAUCCUGACUCUGAGGUGACAGAUCAGAUGUUGGAGGAUGUGGGCACAGAGGAGGAGUUGGAGGAUGAGGGCUUCGGAGAUAUCAGUUUGGACCUCAACCUGGAUCCCACUAUUGAGGCGCUGGACCUGUCCUCUGGCUCAUCACCCGCCACGACCAGCGUUGCCAGCACUCCUGCCUCUGUCCAGACUGGGUCUGCUAACACCACUACAGCAGCACCUAAUCAACAACUGUUUUACGCCGCCUCUGGUCCAUCCUCCACGACCACCUACACCACCUCUGGGCCAUCGUCCAUGACCACCUAUGCCACGUCUGGUCCAUCCGCCAUGAUGACCUACACCACCUCUGCGCCAUCCUCCACAACCACCUACACCACCUCUGGUGCAUCCUCCACGACCACCUACACCACCUCUGGUCCAUCCUCCACGACCCCCUACACCACCUCUGCGCCAUCCUCCACAACCACCUACACCACCUCUGGUCCAUCCUCCACGACCACCUACACCACCUCUGCGCCAUCCUCCACAACCACCUACACCACCUCUGGUGCAUCCUCCACGACCACCUCUGCUCCAUCCUCCAUGACCACCUAUGCCACGUCUGGUCCAUCCGCCAUAAUGGCCUACGCCACCUCUGCGCCAUCCCUCAAAAGCACCUACGCCGCCUCUGAUCCAUCCUCCACGACCACCUACACCACCUAUGGUCCAUCCUCCAUGACCACCUACGCCACGUCUGGUCCAUCCGACAUAAUGACCUACGCCACCUCUGCGCCAUCCUCCACAAGCACCUACGCCACCUUUGGUCUAUCCUCCACGACCACCUACACCACCUCUGGUCCAUCCUCCUUGACCACCUACGCCACGUUUGGUCCAUCCGACAUAAUGACCUACGCCACCUCUUCGCCAUCCUCCACAAGCACCUACACCGCCUCUGGUCCAUCCUCCACGACCACCUACACCACCUCUGGUCCAUCCUUCACGACCACCUACAUCACGUCUGGUCCAUCCGCCAUGAUGACCUACGCCACCUCUGCUCCAUCCGCCACAACCACCUACGCCUCUGUCCUUCCUCUCCCAACCACCCUCACUGUCUCUGUAGCCACUGCUCCCCCAGCAGUGCAACCAGUCCCUGAGAAACCACUGGCUGUGGAUGAACGCAGUGUACCAGGGAUAGAUAGAGUGGACAACCUUGCAAGCUACUUGGUGGGGCUUAGGAUGGAAUCUGGUCAAACUCUGAGCCACCAGCAGGCCAGUACCAUCAUUGCCCUAUGGCAAAGCCUGCUUCCAUAUGACCAGCAGAGAGUGGCGUAUGCUGCCCGGCACCAGGUGAAUCUUACAACAGGACGCUUCAGGUGCUCAAAAACCAAGCCUGAAUUCACACCUGGUGUGGAUAGCAUGACCCGUUGCGUCCUUGGGUCAACAGGAUCCCCUGCCCAGUGGCCAGACUGUUGCCGCCUGGUAGAGUCUAUCUUUGUUAAACUGUGUGAUAUUCACAGGAGCCCCAAAAAAAUAGGAAAUCAUGCUGUAACAAGAUGGACUCUAAUUCUGAGGGACUACAGCAAGAUCCGGCAGCUGGUCCUGGGCAAUGGGACUGUGAUGGAGAAUACCACCCUGCAAUUGUUUCAGGUGAAUCAAACAACUUUAAAUCAAUGGCACAAGAAACGGCUAAAGAGGCAAGAAUGUGCCAUCCUGCUUCAGGGUGUGAACUUGCCAGCCCCCAUUCCUAUUGCUGCUAGGCCUCUCCCGCCUGGACAGACUCGCCCCACUACAGCCCCCCCACAGCCUGGUCCCCAACACAGCUACCACCUGCCUGCAAGCACAGUGGGAAAGGCAGUGGACAAGCGAAAGUCUGCAGUUCCAGCCCCGCACCCCCCUCCUCCAAAGGUUUUCCGACCAAGGCAGUUGCUCCCUGCUGAUUCUGCUCCAUUACCUGUUGUUCCCAACCCCAGUCCUGCAUUUGCCCCGUUUGUGUUUUUAUGUCCAGUUCCUGUCAUCCGGCAGAUUGCUCCAGCUGGCCCCAUUCCCUCCCCACCACCUGCUCGGAGGCCCUACGUCCGCACUGUGGACAAAAACAAGUGCAGUCUGUGCCACCAGCCCCGGAACAAAGAUACUGGCCACAGCCAGUAUUAUGGCCACAUUUACUGUCCCCUGACUGCUGUUAUGCCACUUGACCAAUGGAGGGAGGAGAUGAAGAAGAAGAGGGCAGAUAAAAAAUAAUAAUUUGUUCAUUUAAAAUGCUAUGUGUGUGUGCUUGCUUGCGUACACCUCUGUUAGGGUCAUUUGU